AUGCUUAAGAAAGAUUUCAAAUUCCAUUUGAGCAAUGAUGGCUUCAAAUCCAAAAUGAAAAAUGAUGGCAAAGGUUUACAAGCUGCUAAACACAAGCGUCAUGAAGCAUUGGAAAUGGAACUGUAUGGAGCCACCUUUCAGCUAAUGGUGCUAUCGCAGAUAUUUCUCUGUGCUCCCACGGGUGUGCAUAAACCUAAACAAAGCGAAAAUCGCGCCCACAGACUCUGGUAUUAUCUGCAUCUUGCGUGGAGUGUUCUGCUUUAUUUGGGUCUGGUGGGAUGCAUUUACGAUGAGUACACCUCUUCGAAUACCGAUUUACCCACAGUCCAGAAGCCUCUGUAUUUCAGUGAAUAUCUCUUUUACCUCAUCCAUUUGUUGGAGAUUCUUUUGAGGAUUCAUUUGGGUCGCAAUAAAUUUUGGACAUUUUAUGAUUUUCUACUUAGUUUUGAUGGAAAAUUAAUGGAUCUCCAGUUAACCACUAAUUACAACAGUCUAAGACGUUUCAUUCGUUUCCAAUUGCUACUCAAUGUGGGCCACUUCACAAGCACCCUGAUUGUGGGCUACUUCUAUAGCACCGGAAUAUGGUGGAAUUUCUUUCGCACCAGCACAGUUUACAUACUGCCCAAUGUCAUCAUUCAAAUCUCCUUGAUACACUAUUACGCCCUGCUAUUUGUCAUCGCCGAGUGUUUUGAACAUUUAUAUGGCCUCUUGGAUAAACUUUUACUCCGUUCCAAAAUCUUGGACAUUUCGACAUUUCGUGGGCAACUACAUAGGUUGCGUUCUCUUUAUGCAGAAUUGGAACAAUUCACCCGCGAUGUAAAUGACGCAUUUUCCUAUUCCAUUGUCCUGGUCUAUGUGGCCUCUUUCAUCAACAUAACCUUGAAUUUAUUCCUACUCUACAAGUUCUUCAGCGACUGGAAUAAUUCAGCUUGGGCAUGGAUAUUCUAUUCGGCCAUAUGGACUUCUAUGCACAUUGGGAAAAUGUUUUUAAUCCUGUACUACAAUGAAAAUGUUCAAAAUAUGGAUGGCGAUUGCCCUCUGACACUUCCAUUCAUUGAAUACAAUAUUCCCCACAUCACAGUUUAG
Molecule: messenger RNA, 1086 nt
Organism: Stomoxys calcitrans (stable fly)
Lineage: Eukaryota; Metazoa; Arthropoda; Insecta; Diptera; Muscidae
Product: putative gustatory receptor 59f
Exons: 2
Coding region: 1-1086 (361 amino acids)
Biological process (GO): sensory perception of taste
Cellular component (GO): membrane
Source: RefSeq, a predicted model, not a curated record